AUGAGGACUCCUUCAAAGCAGAAAAGGAAGGACACGACGCCAGAUGAACACGAGGAACAUGUAUUGGCGUCACUGCUGAGAUCUUGCGGCGAAGAAGGCCGUGCUCGAAUCUUUUCGAAAUUCGCAGAGCAUGAAUAUGAAAAAGUUGAUCGGGCAGUGGAGCUAAUUUUGAAAUACCAGUGA
Molecule: messenger RNA, 183 nt
Organism: Gongylonema pulchrum
Lineage: Eukaryota; Metazoa; Nematoda; Chromadorea; Rhabditida; Gongylonematidae
Source: the annotation of a GenBank genome assembly